Prorocentrum cordatum is the source of this 884-nucleotide messenger RNA. The record is from the annotation of a GenBank genome assembly. Lineage: Eukaryota; Dinophyceae; Prorocentrales; Prorocentraceae.
UCGGCCUUUUCCACUGCCAUGCGAACUCUCAGCAGGAGCGUUCAUCGCGCCGUGCGCCGCUGGAUGGGGCGACGAGGGAGGAAACAACUAAGCAACAGCGGAUCCUCGACCGUAGACCGUAGAGGGUCGGGACCGCCGCAGCAGGUCGAGGCAGGGUCCAACUGCUGCCCAAGCUUGCCACCGCGCACGCGGCAUGCAGAAGCCGUCCGAGAGCGAGCGGGCCCAGUCAAGCACAGCGGCCCGGGCCCUGCAGCCAGACCCGGCACACGCAGAGGAGAAUGACGACGACGGAGAUGUCCAAAGUCACGCAGGCUGCCCGCUGCCGGCGACCGCACGCUGCACAGGAGGCCCCAGACAGCUGGAGCAGCUCACGUCGGCGGCGCAGCACGCGUCCCUCUCCGCAUCAAGUUCAGUUGUAGUACAGCUCCAGGCCCAUCCCGUCCUUGAUCUCGUAAUCCUCCAGGGUGAUGUGGUCCUUGUAGAUGUUGUACCACUUCUGGAUGCGGAUCUUUUCCCAGCGAGUGCCGCACUGGGCCGCGAUUAGCUUCUUGAGGUCGCCCACGGUGUCGUCCGGGUUGCACUUCACGCGGAUCUUGCGCCCGAUCCGGUCGUUACAGAUCACCUCUUAUCAGGCAGGCAGCCUCACAGACCCAGGAACGACGGGUGCGGGCUACAGCCAAAGCGACGAUUCAUAUAAGGUUGACCGUAGAAACCUACGUACGCAAAUUCUUGGGUCAGAUAUUCGGCUCUGGGGGGGGGCCUCCCCUCGUGUGAUGGCACACGGCCCACCUCGAUCAUGCCGCCCCCGCGCCCGCCGAGCGACGCCGCCUGGGCGACUGGGCGCCCUGCGGGGCCGCGCAGAUUGCGCCCCGGCCCCCGUGGCU